AAAAGAGGAGGAGGAAGUCGUUAUCGUUAGAGGCGGUGGGGGGAGGAGGAGGCUAAUCUGGGGGGCCGAAUCGCUCGCGCUCGACCUCGCCGCCGGCCCGAAUCCGGCCAGGAGGGCGACGCCGCUACUGGCCGGAGCUAGGGGUGGUGGUGGUUGGUCGAGCGGGCGGGCGGCAGGCAGGCACACACCCGUCCUCACCCUCCCCGCCGGGGAGGCAUGGCCGGCGCCAUGGUGGACCGGGCGACCAGCGACAUGCUCAUCGGGCCCGACUGGGCGAAGAACAUGGAGAUCUGCGACAUCUGCAACCGCGACCCCGGGCAAUCAAAAGAUGUUGUGAAAGCACUCAAGAAAAGAAUUGGACACAAAAAUCCGAAAGUUCAGCUUCUUGCGCUAACUCUCUUGGAAACUGCAAUCAAGAACUGUGGGGAUAUAUUCCACAUGCAUGUUGCAGAAAGAGACGUGUUGCAUGAGAUGGUGAAGAUAGUGAAGAAAAAGUCUGAUCAGCAAGUCAAAGAGAAGGUGUUAGUAAUGAUAGAUACAUGGCAAGAGGCAUUUGGAGGACCACGUGCAAGAUAUCCACAAUACUAUGCAGCGUACCAUGACUUGGUGCGUGCUGGCGCUGCAUUCCCCAAGAGAUCAGAACGACCUGCACCAUUGUUAAACGGCCAGGCUCAAGCAGGCAGAAAUGUGCGUAGUCCUGAUCAACAGGAUGAAGCUGAAUCUUCUGCUGUAAAUGACUUUCCUGCGUUGAGCAUGUCAGAGAUUCAGAAUGCUCGUGGUAUAAUGGAUGUUUUAGCCGAGAUGCUGAAUGCUUUAGACCCUGGAAACAGAGAGGGACUAAGGCAGGAGGUAAUUGUGGAGCUUGUUGAUCAGUGCCGCACCUACAAGCAGAGAGUGGUACAAGUAGUUAAUGGUACAACGGAUGAGGAACUUAUGUCACAAGGGCUUGCACUAAAUGAUGACUUGCAACGUGUUCUAGCAAAGCACGAUGCAAUUGCUGCAGGCAUUGCAGUUCGAGUGGAGAAAAAACCCAAGUCUCUGCAAGCACUUGUAGACACGGAGGAUUCCAUGAACCAAGACUCUAAGAAAGAGCAGGCACUUGUAGAUAUUGAGGAUCCUACAACCCAAGACUCUAAUAAAGAACUAAACCAAAGUGUGGGUGAGCAGUCACCAUUUGAGCAACUAGCGCUUCCAGCACCUCCAAUGUCGAAUGGCUCAGCAACACCAGCACCAAAAUCUGAUCCUGGUGAUCUUCUUAGUUGGGAUGACAACCCAUCUACAGCAGAAAAUUCACUAGCGCUUGUACCAGUCACUGAUCCAGUGAUUGACUCUACUUCAAGUCAAAAUGCACUAGCUAUCGUUGACAUAUUUUCUCAAAACAACACCAACAACAGUGCCAAACCAGCUGACCCCUUUGGUGUCAAUUCAAGUUCCACUCUUCCUGGAUCACAGCCAUACAAUGCUCCAACCCAGCAUCCUCUGCAAGCACAGCAGCCUCAGCCAGUGGGGCUCUAUCCUAAUGGGGGAGCUGUGAACCCUGGAACAUCUUACGACCAGUCAUCCCAGUUUAAUCACACAAAUCCUGGGUGGAAUGGUCAAAUUGCGAACCAUGCAACACCUCCAGCACAGCAAACAGUGAAUUAUGAUGAUCAAAGUGGAGCCCUUCCACCACCUCCUUGGGAAGCCCAGUCAGUUGCAAGCAGCGACAUGUCAAAUGGCCAAUUGGGAGGCAUGCAUUCUCACCCGGUGUCAAAUGGCCAGUUCGGAGGUAUGCCAUCUCUCCCUACGCCACCACCAAACCAGAUCGGUGGGAUGCAGUCACUGCACCCGCAGAUGAACCAUAUGGGAGCUCCACAGGCCCAGCCAAUGUACAACCACCAACCGGGAGCGAUGCUACCUCCAGCCAUGCAACCCAGCCAACCGGCUGUAACACAGAUGCAACCAGGCUAUGGAAACCAGUUUGGUUCUCUGCCACAGCAGCCCAUGCCAGGGAUGCAAUUCGCCGGAAUGCAACCUUCGCCAAUGCUCCCAGGAGCACAGCCAGUCAUGAUGUAUGGACAGACGAUGCCAGGUCUACAGUUCGCAGUCAUGCCGCAACCACGAAUGUAUGGUCCCCAGAUGUCCCAAUACCGGCUUGUGCAGCAGCAAGCUGCACAAUACUACAGCAACAGCCAGGCGAGGCCAACAUACUACUCUGCUAUGAAUGACCUCUCCCAGAAAAUGUAUGGCCUUUCCACGCAAGACAACUACAUGGGGAUGAACAGCUCGUCCUACUCGACAACACCUUCAUCAUCAUCUUCCAUGGGGCAACCUAUAAAGACAUCCAAGCCUGAGGACAAGCUGUUUGGAGAUCUUCUUAGCAUUGCCAAGACAAAGCAGAACAAAGCUUAACAAAAGCGUCAGUCGAUUGAGUAAAAAUUGUUUGAGAGAGGUCGAGUAUCUCGUGUAAUUGUCACACAUUUUUUUCCCCACGUGGCUGUGAUCAUACAUACGCUUGUAGCAUUUGAAUGUACGUAUAAUCUUGUUCCGGUUUUUUGUA
Messenger RNA from Oryza brachyantha (malo sina), 2539 nucleotides. RefSeq names its product TOM1-like protein 9. The transcript has 10 exons. Gene Ontology annotation, molecular function: ubiquitin binding; phosphatidylinositol binding. The coding region runs from base 217 to 2391 and encodes 724 amino acids. Gene Ontology annotation, biological process: protein transport to vacuole involved in ubiquitin-dependent protein catabolic process via the multivesicular body sorting pathway. NCBI's taxonomy places the organism in Eukaryota, Viridiplantae, Streptophyta, Magnoliopsida, Poales, Poaceae. The record is from RefSeq and is a predicted model, not a curated record.